Messenger RNA from Clarias gariepinus (North African catfish), 18001 nucleotides. RefSeq names its product hemicentin 1 (gene hmcn1). Bases 146 to 17029 code for a protein of 5627 amino acids. Gene Ontology annotation, molecular function: calcium ion binding. The record is from RefSeq and is a predicted model, not a curated record. The transcript is spliced from 107 exons. Lineage: Eukaryota; Metazoa; Chordata; Actinopteri; Siluriformes; Clariidae.
CGCAGUUUCAGAGCUCCGGAGGAGGAGGAGGAGCUGGAGGAGGACAGAGCUCUGCGGCUUUAUUCAUUCUCAUAGAGUAUUAUUGUCUUGCAAAUGCAUAGUCGAGUUUGUUGCUGAAAAUAAAUAAAAAAAAAAAAACAAAGAGAUGGCUCCGGGACGCUGGUUCGGUUCGGCUCUGGUUCUGGGUUUGUUUGUCGGAGUGUUUUCAGCUACACCGGACUCUGCAGAACAAAUCCCGCAAGGAGCUUCGACUUUAGCCUUCGUCUUCGAUGUGACCGGCUCCAUGUAUGACGACUUGGUGCAAGUUAUUGAAGGAGCCUCGAAGAUCCUGGAGACGUCCCUGAGCCGCCCGAAGCGGCCGCUCUACAACUUCGCCCUGGUGCCUUUCCACGACCCGGAGAUUGGGCCGGUCACUAUAACCACAGACCCCAAGAAGUUCCAGACAGAGCUGCAGGAGCUCUAUGUGCAGGGGGGCGGAGACUGUCCGGAGAUGAGCAUCGGGGCCAUCAAGAUUGCGCUGGAGAUCUCACUGCCCGGCUCCUUCAUUUACGUCUUCACAGACGCGCGAUCUAAAGACUACAGACUGAGCCACGAGGUCCUGCAGCUCAUCCAGCAGAAGCAGUCUCAGGUGGUGUUUGUGUUGACUGGUGACUGUGAUGACAGAUCACACAUUGGUUAUAAGGUGUAUGAGGAGAUCGCCUCCACCAGCUCAGGACAGGUGUUCCAUCUGGACAAGAAACAGGUCAAUGAGGUACUGAAAUGGGUGGAGGAAGCAGUGCAGUCAUCUAAAGUCCACCUCCUGUCCACUGAUCACUACGACGCGGUCAGCAACACGUGGAGGAUCCCCUUCGACCCCAGCCUGAAGGAGGUGACGGUCGCCCUGAGCGGUCCAGCCCCGAACAUCGAGAUACGCAACCCUCAGGGGAAACUGAUUGGGAACAAAGACGGACUGACGGAGUUGCUUCACAUCCCAAACUCAGCCAAGAUUCUCAACCUCAAAGACCCAGAGCCAGGCAUGUGGUCCAUAAAGACGAGCAGCGAGGGUCGGCACUCCGUCCGCAUCACUGGCCUAAGCACCAUCGACUUCCGAGCCGGAUUUUCCAGGAAGCACACGCUGGAUUUCAAGAUGACCUCCAGCAGGCCUGUAAAGGGCAUCCCCACCUUCAUCCUGCUAAACACAACAGGACUGUCCCAUCCUGCCCGCGCCGAUCAGCUGGAGCUCCUGAGCAUCACCGGUGGCGUGAUCAAGACCCUGCCCAUUCGCUACUUUCCUGAACGCAAGCCUUACGGUAUCUGGAACAUUACAGACUUCAUGCCACCCAACGAAGCCUUCUUCCUCAAGGUGACCGGCUACGACCGCGACGGCUUCCUCUUCCAGAGAGUCUCCAGCGUCUCUUUCUUCAGCAUCGUACCAGGCACACCAAAAGUCAGUAUGCCCUCCACUACGCCGGGUUACUACUUGAAGAAGGGUGCACUCACGUGCCAGGUCGAGAGUUUGAUCCCUUUCACCCUACGCUUCAGCCGGGAGGGCGAGAGCCUGGGUGUGGACCAAGUCUUCAGCGAGUCUUCCAACGUGUCAUGGGAGAUAGCUAAGGUGACUCUUAAUGAUGAAGGCUUCUACGACUGCGUCGCCGUCAGCAGCGCCGGAACCGGACAAGCACGGACAUUUCUGGACGUUUCUGAGCCUCCACCGGAUAUCACCGUGCCUUUCAACGUGACGGCGGCGCCAGGUUCGACCGCGUUGCUGACCUGCGUGGUGGCCAGCACCGUCCGGUUUAACCUGACCUGGCAGCGCGGCGGCGUGGACGUCCGGCCGGGCGCGCGGUCUCACCUCACCUCCAACCUCUCGCUGGAGAUCCAGCGCGUGGCGGCGGACGAUGCUGGCUGGUACAACUGCAUCGCCGCCAACGAGGGCGGGGUUUCAGUCUCUCGCGUCCACCUCAGCGUGCAGUCUCGGCCGAUAGUGACGGUGAACCCGCCGAACCAGACCUUUAGUGCGGGAGACGAGGUGCGGCUCAGGUGCUCGGCUAAAGGCCAUCCUACUCCUACAGUGGUCUGGACCUACAACGACAUGUUCAUCAUUGGCUCCAGUAGGCACAGAAUGAUCCCAGAUGGUACACUGGUCAUCAGGAGCACUGUGCAGAAGGACGCAGGGGUAUAUGGAUGUCUGGCCAGCAACGUAGCGGGGACAGAGUCAAAGACCGCCAUCCUCACCUACAUCGAGUCUCCGCAGGUGACGGCACCGAAGAGUAGGCUGCUGGUCGGCUUGGGACAGACCGCUGUCUUGGAGUGUGCAGUGACAGGAAUCCCACAGCCGGAGGUCUUGUGGUACAAAGGUGACAAGCAGGUGAAGAUGUCGAUGUUUGUAAAUAUGGAUCUGAACGGCGGCACUUUGAGCAUUCAGCAGAUCGAAGCGGCCGAUGCCGGAGACUACAUCUGUGUGGCGGUGAACCUGGCAGGGACCGCGCAGGCCAAGAUCAGGCUGGACGUUGGCUCCGUUCCUCAGUUCACGAGGCAGCCCUCCAACGUGGCCGCAGACAUCGGCUCUAACAUCACCCUGGCAUGCCACGCCCAGGGCUACCCUGACCCGCGUGUCACCUGGAGACGAGAGGACAACACCGCCCUUUUCUCCCGUCGCCAUGGACACAGCUCUGUCACUCAAAAGAGAGACGGAGAACUGCAGAUAACGAAUUUGUGGGUUGAAGAUGGGACCACUUACGUGUGUGAAGCUCAAAACCAGUUUGGCAAAAUCCAGGCCAAAGUCCAAGUGACAGUCACAGGACUGGUCACCCCUGUGAUAGCGCUGAGCCCUGCAGAGGUCAGCGUAAUCGAGGAGCAGCAGGUCACGCUACCGUGUGUCCUGCUAGCCGGAAACCCGCUGCCUGUGAGGCGCUGGCUCCACGACAACACCCUGGUGACCUCAGGGCCGUACGUGAGUAUCCGGCGCGACGGCAGUCUGCAUAUAGAGAGAGUUGGCGUGCGGGAUAAGGGGCGGUAUACGUGCGUGGCGGAAAACUUCGCAGGAGCGAGCAAUCGCACCACGACCGUCAACGUAUACGUGAUGCCCACUAUUCAACACGGCCCUCAAGUCUUCAGUACCAUAGAGGGAAAGCCCAUUUCUUUGCCAUGUCGCGCCAAUGGAGUGCCCAAACCAGAUAUUACAUGGGCUAAGCAGGGAGAGCUGCUGGAUCUGAGCAGCGGUGCGUUCUUUCUGGAGGAGGAAGGCAGUCUGCACAUCGCGUCGCCUGGGAGGAACGAGUCCGGGGAGUUUGUCUGCACAGCCACCAAUGCGGCUGGAUACAGCUCCAGAAAGGUCCAACUCACUGUCUACGUGAGACCCAGGCUAAGUGGUGGUGGAGCUGGAGAUCAGUCAGGAUCAAGAGACCCAUUAGACAUGUCAGUGACGGUGGGUGAUGAUGUCACUCUCCCCUGUGAUGUGCAGAGCGUCCCACCCCCCAUCAUCACCUGGGCCAAAGACAAGCAGUUCAUCUCCCCUCAUUCCCCCAGACACAUUCAGCUACCCUCAGGCUCCAUGAAGAUCACAGAGGCACGUGUGACAGACAGCGGCACAUACCUGUGUGUGGCCACCAACAUCGCUGGCAACUUCAGCCAGGCAAUCAGACUCAGCGUCUUCGUGCCUCCUCGUAUCCUGCCGGGUCCACGUGUGAUGAAGGUCCAGGUGGAGCAUUCCAUAGACCUGCCCUGUGUGGCCCAGGGAGUCCCCCAACCCUCAGUCAGCUGGAAGAAGCACAACACCACCCUGGUGCCUGACGGGACUCAAUACAGUCUCUCCCCAGAUGGAACGCUGACUGUCCUACAGGUGGCACUAACGGACGAGGGAGUUUACGGUUGCGUGGCCAGCAAUGUGGCAGGACAGGACGAGGCCAGUAUCCAGCUGCAGGUACAAGUCCCCCCUGUAGUGGAGGUCUCCGAACCCCCCUUCAACAGUCCUCUUCAAGAGAGAGUUGCAAACCAGCGCAUCGCAUUUCCCUGCCCCGCCAAAGGUUUCCCUCAGCCAGUAAUUAAGUGGUUUAGGAACGGACAGGAGCUGACAGGGAACGAACCCGGGGUGUCUAUCUUGGAGGACGGCACCCUGCUCAUCCUGGCCUCGGUGUCACCUCUGGACAAUGGAGAAUACACCUGCACAGCCGCUAACGACGCCGGCAGCACAGAGAAGAAGUACCAACUCAAAGUUAACGUGCCCCCUGAUGUGCGCGAUGGCAGCCUGCCAUCAAACGUCUCAGUGGUGAUGAACCAGCCCGCCAGUUUGGUGUGUGAUGUCACCGGCACACCUCCACCGGUUAUCACAUGGUUUAAAGAUGGCGUACUGGUGGUUUCCAGCAGUAAUGUGCAGAUCCUGCAGAGAGGGAAGAUGCUAAGAUUGCUUAAGGCUGGUACAGCAGACUCAGGCCACUACACAUGCAAAGCCAUCAAUGUCGCAGGAAAUACAGAGAAGGACUUUCAUCUAGACGUCCUGGUUCCUCCUAGUAUCAUAGGAAGCGGUGGGUCACGUGACCUCCACGGUCUUCUGAAUCAAGAGAUCAACUUGGAGUGCAAGGUCAAAGGUGUGCCCUUUCCCACAAUCCAGUGGUACAAAGACAGGAAGCUGUUGUUUCUGGGAGAUCCCAACAUCGAAGUGCUGGAUGAUGGCCAGGUGUUAAAAAUAAAGAGCGCCCGAUUAGGAGAUCAGGCGCGCUACCAGUGUGGCGUCACCAACUCUGCAGGAAAGCAGUCCAGAGACUUUAACCUCAGUGUCUACGUACCACCCAGUAUAAAGGGAGGGAACGUGACCUCAGAGGUAACGGCUCUUCUGCAUAACCCAGUCACUCUGGAGUGUGAGGUGCGCGGUGUGCCCCUUCCCGCCAUCACCUGGUAUAAGAACGGCGAAACAAUUCUGUCCAGCAGGCAGACACAGUAUGUAGACCGUGGUCACUUCCUGAAGAUCUCCCGAGUGCAGGUCUCAGACGGCGGACACUAUAUCUGCAGGGUCACCAGCGUGGCUGGAACGGCUGACAAGGCCUAUGAGUUGGACGUCUACGUUCCUCCCUCCAUUUCCGGAGGUGUAGAUGGACCAUUGGAGAAGACAGUAGCAGUCGGUAAAACUCUGGUGCUGGAGUGCGAUGCAGCUGGUCAUCCUCCGCCCUCGCUCACCUGGAUAAAGGACGGAUCUCCUGUUAAAACUGGGGAAAACCUGCGGAUUCUCAAACAGGGUCGCAAGAUGGAGAUCGCCAGCGCACUACCUUCCGAUUCUGGCCUGUAUGUCUGCGUAGCAACCAGCAUUGCAGGGGAGAUGGAGAUCAAGUACGAUGUCGGCGUUUUAGUGCCACCCACAGUAGACGGAGCAGAUAAGGUUACGGAUGCGACUGUCAUCAUUAAUAAUGUUCUUGAACUUGAGUGCCAUGCCACUGGUAUUCCUACACCAACCAUCACGUGGUUUAAAGACGGCGGGCCAGUAAAGCAGGGAGAAGGGGUGAGAAUUUUGGCGAAAGGUCAUCGUCUGGUCAUCUCACGUGCCCAGGUCUCAGACACAGCCCUGUUCCAGUGUGUGGCCUCGAACGAAGCAGGAGAGCAAGAAAGAGAUUUUAAAGUAGCAGUCCAUGUUCCACCAUCGAUCCGUUCUAGCGGUGCUGCUGAGCGGUCGGUGGUGCUCCACAGUCCCGUAAGCCUCCAGUGUGUGGUCAGCGGCGUCCCAGCUCCCGGCAUCACCUGGCUCAAAGAUGGGCGUCCUGUUGAUGCCACUCAGGGAUUGCUUAAGCUGGAAUCUGGAGGAAAAGUUUUACACAUUAAGGAAGCCAGAGUAGAGGAUGCAGGCAAAUACACGUGUGUGGCAACCAACGCUGCAGGGGAGGCCCAGCAGAACAUUCGCCUCAGUGUGCAUGAACCCCCUGUCAUCCAGUUUGCUGGAGAGACUGUCAAUCAAACCAUCCUGGCAGGAUACCAAAUCCAGAUGCAGUGUAAAGCCACAGGAAGUCCAGUUCCAGCUAUGACAUGGUAUAAGGACAGCCGGCCGCUGACCAGUGCAGCAGGGGUGAGCAUCCUGAACCGAGGCCAAGUGCUGGAGAUCGACCGCGCUCAGGUGUCAGACGCCGGACUCUACAAGUGCGUGGCGGUCAACGUGGCCGGCACGGCGGAACUCACACUCAGCCUGCAGGUUUACGUGCCACCCUCUAUCUCCAGUAAAGGUGGCGUGGUGACAGUGGUGGUGAAUGAUCCUAUCAAGCUGGAGUGUGAAGCCUCAGGUCUGCCAGUGCCCAGUCUCACGUGGCUGAAAGAGGGCAGCCCGGUCUCCAGCUCCUCCAACGGCAUCCAGCUGUUGGCCGGAGGCAAGAUGCUGUCUUUCAGGAGUGCUCAGGUGAGCGAUGCAGGUCAUUACACCUGUGUGGCGGUGAAUGCAGGUGGAGAGCAGCAGAAAGAGUAUGAUCUGCACGUCUACGUACCCCCUAAUAUCAUGGGCGAAGAAGUGAACAGCACAGUCCUGAUUGGCCGUUCAGUGGAGCUGCGUUGCCAGAGUGACGCCAUUCCCCCUCCCACUCUAAGCUGGCGCAAAGAUGGACGUCCGCUCUACAGGAGGCCGGGACUGAGCGUGUCUCAGGAUGGUAGUGUACUACAGAUUACGAGCGCUCAGAUACAGGACACGGGCAGGUACACUUGCGAGGCCACCAACGUUGCAGGAAAAACAGAGAAGUACUACAAUCUUAAUGUUUGGGUUCCCCCGAGUAUCCGUGGCUCUGAUGAAGUCACUCCUCUGACGGUGACAGUGGGCAGCCUCAUCACUCUGGUCUGUGAGUCGAGUGGGAUCCCUCCUCCAAGUCUAACGUGGAAGAAAAAUGGUUCGGAACUACAGGCAGAUUCACGUGUGCGCGUGUUGUCCGGAGGACGACAGCUGCAGAUCACCAGUGCGGAGAGGGCCGAUGCGGCGUCCUACACCUGCCAAGCCUCCAGCGUCACCGGCACUGCUGUCAAGGAGUACACCCUGCAAAUCUAUGUUCGUCCCACCAUCAGCCCGUCAGGCAGUGGGAAAGGUGACGUGACGGUGGUGCGGGGAGGAGACGUCACCCUGCAGUGCGAGGCUGACGGCGUGCCCAGACCUGCCAUCACCUGGCUGAAAGAUGGUAGACCUUUGGGAACCGGCUCUGGGGUUCAGAUCCUCAGCGACGGCCGACUCCUCCGCAUCAGAAACGCCCAGGUGGUCCACACUGGCCGGUACACCUGCAUCGCCGUCAAUGUGGCCGGACAGGAUGAGAGCAAACAUGACGUUACUGUUCAUGUUCCAGCAAGCAUUAGCGGGAACACACACGGGACCGAGAACAUAACGGUGGUCGCGAGGAAUCCAGUGGCCCUCGUGUGCGAAGCGUCUGGCAUCCCCCUACCUGUCAUAACCUGGUUGAAAGAUGGCCGUCCGAUCAGCAUGUCCGGCUCUGUCCGGGUCAUCUCAGGUGGGCGGAGUCUGCGUUUGAUGCAUGCCACGGCGGAGGAUGCUGGAAGGUACAGCUGUAUUGCAUCCAACACUGCUGGAGAAGACAGGAAGAACUUUGACCUGGAUGUAUUGGUUCCUCCAAGCAUCGUAAAUGAGGGUGGGAUACAGGAUGUGAGGGUAAAGGACGGACAAAACAUCACCCUAAGCUGUGAGGUCACCGGGAACCCAGUGCCUGAGAUCACCUGGUUGAAGGACGGUCAGCCGGUGCUGGGCGAAGAGCGACUGGAAGUGAUGUCACACGGACGCUUCCUUCAUAUAAACAACGCACAAGUGCUCGACACGGGCAGGUACAGCUGUCUGGCCUCCAACAGUGCCGGAGACAGGAGCGCACACUACAAUCUCAACGUCCUGGUUACUCCAAUUAUCGCUGGCUCUGGGCCUGAGGGAGCUUCUGAGGAGGUGACUGUGACUCUGAACAGCCCCACAUCUCUGGUGUGUGAGGCUCAGUCGUACCCGCCAGCCAUCAUCACCUGGCUCAAAGACGGCACACCUUUCGAGUCCAGCCGCAACGUCCGUGUACUGCCAGGUGGACGCACGCUUCAGAUCCUGAAUGCACAAGAAGAGGAUGCUGGGAGAUACACGUGUGUGGCCACCAACGAGGCGGGGGAAACGCUAAAGAACUACGAGGUCAAGGUUUACAUUCCCCCGGUUAUCAGUAAGGACAGCAUACAAGGAGAAGGCUUCGCUCCGAAAGAGAUCAAAAUUAAAGUCAACAACACACUGACACUCGAGUGUGAAGCCCAGGCGAUCCCAAUCCCUACUCUACACUGGUACAAGGACGGCCAGAUCCUUAAGACAGAUGGACGCAUUACAGUGACGCCUAACGGCCGAAUAGUUCAGAUAAAGCAGGCUCAAGUGUCUGAUACGGGACGGUACACCUGCGUCGCUAGCAACAUCGCGGGCGAGGACGAAAAGGACUUUGAUGUAAAUAUACAAGUUCCCCCUAGUUUCCAGAGGAAUGGCGUGUCUGGCUCUGGUAUGGCCUCCGCUGGUGAGGUGAAGGAUGUCAUUCUGAAUAAUCCCAUCUCUCUGUACUGUGAGUCCAACGCCGUCCCGCCUCCCACUCUCACCUGGUACAAAGAUGGACAGCCGCUCAGCUCCAGCAGCAGAGUGCUCAUCCUCCCUGGGGGAAGAGUGCUACAGAUCCCCCGAGCUCAGACCGAGGACUCUGGAAGGUAUACGUGCGUGGCCGUUAACGAGGCUGGAGAAGACUCAGUACAGUAUGAUGUUAGAGUCCUGUUGCCUCCGUCUAUCCGUGGAGCUGACAGAGACGUCCCCGAUGACGUGACGGUGCUGGUGAACAAGUCCACGCUGCUGGAGUGCCACGUGGAUGGAAGCCCUACUCCUAAAAUCAGAUGGCUGAAAGAUGGCCUGCUUUUAAAUCCAGACAGAACACACACUCUGCUGUCCAGCGGCAGGACGCUGCAGAUCUUGAAUGCGCAGGUGACCGACACUGGCCGCUAUGUGUGUGUGGCUGAAAAUGUGGCUGGAAGUGCUGAGAAAUACUUCAGUCUCAAUGUGCAUGUUCCUCCCUCCAUAGUGGGUGUAAAUGAGGAGAACGCCACAGUGGUAAUGAACAAUUUCGUCUCUCUGAGCUGCGAGGCCACCGGUUUCCCUCCUCCUACUCUCAGCUGGCUGAAAGACAGGAAACCUGUCCAGGCCAGCAGCAAUGCUCUGAUCAUGCCAGGCGGCCGUACAUUACAGAUUCUUAAAGCUAAAAUGUCUGAUGGUGGGAGGUUCACCUGUGUGGCAAUCAACCCCGCGGGAGAAACACAUAAGAUCAUCUACCUCACAGUUUUUGUUCCUCCCAGCAUCAGAGACAGCUCUGGCGACUCUCCUGUCACGAUCAGUGUGCGUGUGGGAAAGUCGGUCACUCUAGAGUGUCAGUCCAACGCCAUCCCCCCUCCCACAAUCACCUGGUACAAGAACGGACGUCCCGUCACUGAGUCCUCCAACCUUCACAUCCUUGCUGAUGGACAGGCUCUGGAAAUUAAAGGAACGGAGGUGUCUGAUACCGGCCUGUACGUCUGCAAGGCUAGCAACGUAGCGGGUCAAGUGGACAAGAACUUCCAUCUUAACAUCUAUGUGCCUCCAAGUAUUGAUGGCCCAGCGGAGGAACAUGUUGUGGAGACCAUCAGUAAUCCAGUAACUUUUGCCUGUGAUGCCUCGGGCAUCCCGUAUCCCAGCCUCACCUGGCUAAAGAAUGGCAGAGUAAUUGAGAAUUCUGAAUCUUUGGAGAUGCACAUCCUGUCAGGAGGUGGUAAGCUUCAGAUUGCUCGCUCACAGCUCUCCGAUAGUGGCACCUACACCUGCCUGGCCUCUAAUGCUGAAGGCAAAGCACAAAAGAGCUAUCAUCUCACCAUACAGGUGCCACCCAGCAUCACAGGAUCCGAGAUGCCCAGCGAGAUGAGUGUUCUACUGAAUGAUAGCAUCCAGCUGGUGUGCCAUGCAAAAGGCACUCCAGCCCCUACAAUUCAGUGGCUAAAGGAUGGGAAAGCAUUAAAUGGGACUGGCCUCAAAAAUAUCAGAAUCAGCCCUGAUGGGAGUACACUCACACUAACAGCCACCCAAACAACAGAUAGCGGCAAAUACACAUGCAUGGCCAGUAACAAGGCUGGUGAGGAGGACAGGAUCUUUAACCUUAACGUGUAUGUUCCUCCGGUGAUCCAGAGUAAUGGAGACACAGCUGAGGUGAUAACAACGGUUGUGGACAGCUCGGUAAGCAUCGAGUGUGUUGCCAGCGGUUCUCCUCCACCUCAGCUCAACUGGCUAAAAAACGGUCUGCCCCUGGCCGUGUCCUCACACCUACGCCCAGUGUCUGCUGGACAAGUCCUCCGCAUCGCUCGGGUUCAGGCGUCAGAUGGAGGUACUUACACUUGUGUGGCAUCCAACCGAGCAGGAGUGGACAACAGACACUACAACCUGCAGGUGUAUGUUCCUCCCAGUCUGGAUGGAGCAGGAAGUACCGAUGAUGUAACAUUGAUGAAAGGGAGCAUGGUCGCCCUGGUGUGUGUCUCCGACGGAACCCCGGACCCCUCCCUGGCCUGGAUGAAGGAGGGAACUGUGCUGCACAUGGACACCCACAGCGCCCUGCUGAACCACAACAGCACUUUGCAGAUCUCGCACAUCCAGGUCGACCAUACGGGACGCUACACCUGCGUCGCACGUAACCCGGCUGGAGAAGCACGACGCCACUUUAACCUCAAAGUGCUGGACCCCCCACGCAUAAAUGGUUCAGGAUUUCCCUCCGAAGUGUCAGUGGUGGUGAACCAUGUCCUAGAACUUGUUUGUGAGGCAGAGGGAAUCCCUCCACCCACGCUCACCUGGGUAAAAGAUGGCCGGCCGCUACCUCAGAUGGACAGUCUGAGCAUCCUUCGUGGAGGAGAAGUGCUCCGAAUCGCCUCUGCACAGGUCGAGGACACUGGAAGGUACAGCUGUGUGGCCACCAGCCCUGCAGGAGACGAUGACAAAGAGUUCCUGGUUAGAGUGCAUGUUCCACCCAACAUUGCUGGCGAGAGUGGUGUCCAGGACAUCUCGGUGCUUCAGAACAGACAGGUAACUUUGGAGUGUCGCUCAGAUGCUGUGCCACCCCCUACUCUGUCCUGGCUCAAAGAUGGAGCUCAAUUAAAGGCGUCUCCACGGGUACGUGUGCUAUCCAGCGGCCGCUACUUGCAGAUCAAUAAUGCAGAACUAGGAGACACUGGCCGCUACACGUGCCUGGCUAGCAAUGUCGCCGGGGAGACAAGACGACAUUUUAACCUCAGUGUAAAUGUUGCACCCACGAUAAAGGAAGGUCCUCAGGCUGUUUCUGUUCAUAUCAACAAGCCAGUUGUUUUGGAGUGUGUUGUUAGCGGAGUUCCUGCUCCACGUGUCACUUGGAGGAAACAUGGCUCUGUUCUUGCUGGAAGCAACCCCAGAUAUACGUUUGCUGAGGACGGCUCCCUCCGUAUACUCUCCGCCCAGUUGUCUGACACGGGCCAUUAUUUGUGCAUGGCCACUAACCUGGCAGGCACCCAGCGCAGAAGAGUUGAUCUGCAAGUGUAUGUGCCCCCGUCAAUUGCUGAGGGUCCAGCUAAUGUCACCGUGACGGUAAACAUUCAGACCACCCUGUCCUGUGAGGCUACAGGCAUUCCCAAACCCACUGUCACAUGGACCAAAGAUGCUCGCCCACUCAACACAGACCAGAACCAGAAUAUGUACAGGCAGCUGUCGUCAGGAUCUCUGGUAAUAAUCGCACCAACAGUACACGACGCAGCGCUGUACGAGUGUGUGGUGUCCAAUGAUGCCGGCCGGGACAGCCGAGCCAUCCAGCUCACGGUACAUGUGCCACCCGCCAUUGCCGAUGAGGCUACAGAAGUGCUGGUAAACAGACUGUCCCCGGUGGUGAUCGGCUGUACUGCAUCUGGAUUCCCGGCGCCUGUCCUUCACUGGAGCAAAGACGGCAUGCGUCUGUCCAAAGAAGGAGAGGGCUACAAGAUACUGCCCUCUGGAGCUCUUGAGAUAGCUGCUGCAGAAUUAACUCACACUGGCCGUUACUCGUGUGUGGCGAAGAACGCUGCAGGAUCGGCUCAUCGCUACGUACAGGUCGUUGUGCAAGAGCCACCAGUGAUCCAAGCUCACCCAUCAACGGUGGAUGUGAUUCUGAACAACCAUGUGACCCUGCCAUGUCGUGCCACUGGCACCCCACGCCCCACCAUCACCUGGCAAAAAGAAGGCAUUAAUAUUGUCACCACCGGAAGUGAUUUUAGUGUUCUGCCCAACGGCGAUCUGCAGAUCUCACAGGCCAAAGUGGAAGACACUGGUACCUAUAUGUGUGUGGCUCAGAAUCCAGCAGGCACCGCAGUGGGCAAGACCAAACUUAGGGUGCAAGUGCCUCCAGCUAUCAGUUCAAAGAUCAAGUCCUACACCGUGCCUGUGGACGGAUCGGUGACUCUGCAGUGCGAGACCGAAGGAUACCCGAUCCCGUCCGUUAGCUGGUACAAAGACGGGAAGCCACUGUCCGAGUCUGUACAUCAGCGUGUCCUCAGCUCUGGAUCUCUGCAUAUCGUUUUCGCCCAACCAGGAGACACAGGCAUAUACACCUGCACUGCAGCCAACGUUGCUGGAAGCCUCAGCCUGGAGAUGAGCGUCACUGUCCUGAUUCCUCCCACCAUCCGCAGAAGUGAACCAGAGCUGUCGGUGGUAGAAAACACUCGCCUGGUGUUGUCCUGUGCGGCUGAAGGAGUGCCUCACCCCACCUUGAGCUGGGAGAAAGAAGGCAUCACCCUCGCUGACACAACUGGAGCUUACACCAUCCUGUCCUCUGGGGAAUUGAUCCUGCAAAAUGCUCAGCCCGAGGAUGCUGGGAGUUACACCUGUGUGGCCACCAGUAGUGUCGGACAGGACAGUCAGACGUUCGAUCUGUCCGUGCACACACACCCAGCGUUUACAGAGACCCUGGGAGAUGUGGCUCUUAACAAGGGAGAGCGCCUGGUACUGGCCUGUGGAGCCACUGGCAUUCCUCCACCCAAAAUCACUUGGGCUUUCAACAAUAAUAUCAUCCCUGCUCAUUACAACCAUGUGAACGGCCAGAGUGAGCUGGUGAUCGAGCGCGUGAGUAAGGACGAUGCAGGGACGUACUCCUGUCUUGCAGAGAACCGAGUGGGAUCCGUCAAAUCUUUGGGUUUUGUCUACGUCAAAGAGCCUCCUAUAAUAGAUGGAGAUGUGCAUUCAAACCAUAUCGAACCUUUGGGUGGGAACGCCAUCCUGAACUGUGAGGUACGCGGAGACCCUCUGCCCACCAUCCAGUGGAGCAAGAAGGGCGUUAAUGUCCGCAUCAGCAACCGUAUCCGGCAGCUCGACAACGGCUCUCUGGCAAUCUAUGGCACUGUGAGUGAGGAUGCAGGUAGCUAUGUGUGUGUAGCUACGAAUGAUGCUGGAGUAGUGGAAAGGACAGUCACUCUUACCUUACAGAGUUCUCCAGUCUUUACAGUGGAGCCUGUGGACAUUGUAGCGGAUUCAGGUUCCAUCGUGGUGCUGAACUGCCAGGCACAGGGUGAGCCCACGCCCGUCAUCGAGUGGGCCCGGCAAGGGCGCCCGCUGCUGAGCAACGACCGCAUCACCACACUGUCCAACGGCUCCCUGCGGCUCAGCAGCGCUCAGAAAGAGGACACGGCCGAGUACGAGUGUGUGGCCCGCAACCUGUUGGGCUCGUCGCUAGUGCACGUGGCCCUCACAGUGCGCGUUCAUGGAGGCUUCUCUGAAUGGAUGGAAUGGGGUGCCUGCAGUGUGUCGUGUGGGACUGGAGUACAAAAGAGGCUGAGACGGUGCAACAACCCUCAGCCUGCCAACGGCGGCAGGCACUGCUCGGGCUCCGAAUUUGAGACCCGCAACUGCCAAGGAAAACCUUGCCCAGUGGAUGGUCAUUGGUCAGAAUGGACAGAAUGGGAGGAAUGCUCUCGUACCUGUGGUCAAGGGAACAGGACGAGGGUGCGAACCUGUAGCAAGCCUCCAGCCCAGCAUGGAGGCAGGACAUGCGAGGGUCGAGCCGUUGAGGUCAUCAUGUGCAGCAUCAGACCCUGUCCUGUGGCUGGAAACUGGGCGUCCUGGCUGCCGUGGAGCCCUUGCAGUGAAACAUGUGGCAAAGGCAUGCAGACCAGAAUCAGGCUGUGCAACAACCCCCCUCCAUCUUUCGGUGGACCGCCAUGCAGUGGAGCAGACACACAAACUCAAGUGUGCACUGAGAGGAACUGCCCUGUGGAUGGAAAAUGGUCCUCCUGGUUGAGCUGGGGUGCGUGCAGCGUUUCCUGUGGAGGUGGAAAUAGGCAAAGGACACGUCUCUGCGCAAGCCCCGCCCCCAAACACGGAGGAAGACAAUGUGAAGGAAAUGAUGUGCAUGUUGACUUCUGCAACAGUGACCCAUGCCCUGUUCACGGUAACUGGGGCCCCUGGAGCAGCUGGGGCACCUGCAGCCGGACUUGCAACGGAGGUCAAAUGCGACGUUACAGAACAUGUGACAAUCCUCGACCGGCCAGUGGGGGUAGAGCAUGCGCUGGGACUGACACAGAGAUCCAGAAAUGCAGCACGUUGAGUUGCCCUGUGGAUGGUAACUGGAGUCCAUGGCAGCCAUGGGGCGAAUGCUCAGCCUCCUGUGGGAUAGGAGAACGCACAAGGGUCCGUUUCUGUAACAAUCCAGCUCCCACCAACAAGGGUCGCCCCUGCCCAGGAGACCUCACCCAACUUUCCAGGUGCAACAUUCAGCCAUGUCCAGGUGGUCCUCAGAAGGCCAGGGGGAACAUCAUCGGCACCAUUAACGAUGUGGAGUUUGGCAUAGCCUUCCUCAAUGCAACCAUACUCAACAGUCCUGCAGGGGGGAGAGUGAUACAUGCUACGAUCACCAACAUUCCCAGGAGCUUGGGCCCUGGAAUGAGAAAACUGAUCUCAAUCUUGAAUCCCAUUUACUGGACCACAGCACAGGAGAUCGGCGAGGCAGUUAAUGGCUACACUCUUACAGAUGGCAUCUUCAGACGAGAGACCCAAGUGGAGUUUGCAACAGGGGAGAUUCUCAGGAUGACUCAUGUGGCACGAGGUGUAGACUCAGACGGCACUCUGCUGUUGGACAUCGUAGUGAACGGACACGUCCUCCAGCUGCCCUCAAACACACAUAUUGGUCUGAAGGACUACACGGAGGAUUAUAUUCAGACAGGUCCCGGGCAGCUGUACGCUCUGUCCACGCGUAUGUUCAGUGUCGACAGAGUAAGUGUGCCCUAUUCCUGGAACCAUACCAUUUUGUACGAGCCCUCCAAAGGAAAGAUGCCUUACCUGGUGCAGACAUUGCAUGCUUCUUCCAUCAGUGCGCAAUACCGCCCUCUAGAGGAGAUGCUGGAGUUCACGAUCUAUGCCAGCAUUUCCAAGGGUGAACGGAGCAACCAGUGUCCCAAUGGCUUUGUGCUGGACCCAGCAGGACCAUACUGUGCUGAUGAGAACGAGUGCGAGGAAGGCAGCCCAUGCUCCCAUUCCUGCCAUAAUGCUAUAGGCACAUACUACUGCUCCUGCCCUAGAGGACUCACAAUAUCCGCUGAUGGCAGGACAUGCCAGGAUAUCGACGAAUGCUCACUGGACGGGCAUAUGUGUCACGACGGACAAGACUGUGAAAACACUAUCGGCUCCUACCGUUGUGUGAUGCGUUGUGGGCGGGGUUUCAGGAGAACUGCGGAAGGCUUGAGCUGUUCAGAUAUUAAUGAGUGUCAAGAGUCCAACCCGUGCCACCAGCAUUGCCUUAACACCAUCGGGAGCUUCCGCUGUGCCUGUGAGCCAGGCUACCAGCUCAGGAACCGCCGCUGCAUCGACAUUAACGAGUGCAGGCAGAGAGUGUGCCGUUCAGACCAGCAGUGUAAAAACACGCGUGGCGGCUACACCUGCAUUGACCUCUGUCCUACUGGCAUGACCAAAGGAGUCAACGGGACAUGCAUCGACAUCGAUGAGUGUCGAGACGGCACGCACCAAUGCAGAUACAACCAGAUUUGUGAGAACACCAGGGGGAGCUAUCACUGCACCUGCCCCAGGGGCUACCGCUCUCAGGGUGUGGGUCUGCCCUGCAUUGACAUAAACGAGUGUGAGCGUGUCCCGAUGCCCUGUGCCUUCCAGUGUGUGAACAGCCCAGGUAGCUACACGUGCACGUGUCCUCCUGGCCGCCACUUGUUGGGGGAUGGGAAGUCCUGCGCUGGGUUGGAGCACUUGCCCAGAUUCGAAAGCCUCUCAUAUGGCUUCCACUCCUCACAGUCCUCACCUGAACGAAGCUCCUCGCAGCAGCGCUACCACAGCAUGACCUCUCAGAGCUAUCACUCUUACGCCACGAGAGGGGGGAACUACAGGCUCAACGCUCGGCCCUUACGCUCUCGUAGGGCCACUAAGACCCUAUGCCCGCUUGGUUUUGUUUCUAAUGGGGAUAAAUGCAUAGACAUCAAUGAGUGUGAGCAGAGGGACAUGUGCCAGCACGAGUGUCUAAACACACCAGGAAGCCACAGGUGUUUGUGUCCCAAUGGCUAUCGCCUCAUGACCAACGGCAAAACAUGCCAAGAUAUUGACGAAUGCUUGGAGCAAAAUAUUCAGUGUGGCACAAACAGAAUGUGCUUCAACAUGAGAGGCAGCUACCAGUGCAUCGACACGCCCUGUCCCCCGAACUACCAGCGAGACCCAGAGUCAGGCUUCUGCUUGAAGAACUGUCCUCCCAACGAUCUGGAGUGUGCGCUGAGCCCCUACGCGCUGGAGUACAAGCUGCUGUCCCUGCCCUUCGGCAUCGCCGCCAACCAGGACCUGAUCCGACUGGUGGCCUACACUCAGGACGGCGUGGUGCACCCCCGCACCAGCUUCCUGAUGGUGGACGAGGACACCACGCUCCCUUUCGCCCUGCGAGACGAAAACCUAAAAGGCGUCUUGUUCACCAUACGCCCUCUGCGUCAGCCGCACACCUACCGCAUGAAGGUCCGAGCCUUGUCUUAUAGCACUGACAGGACCAUCGAGUACCAGACCACCUUCAUUGUCUACAUUGCCGUCUCAGCUUAUCCCUACUGAUAGCACUUUACCACGUGAAUUGGGCAAGACUGAGUGCGAGUGCAUGUGUGUGUGAGCUGUAUGCAUGUGUGUGUGUGUCUUUAGUGAUAGAUCCACCACUUGAAGAUCGUUCUCGAGGCCUCAUAGAUUGAGGAGCUAAGGAAAUAGGACCUAGCAUUAACCCCUGGGGUACUCCAAAGACAGACUGCUUUACCUGUGGCUGGAUUCCAUGGUGAAGCCUGAAGGCUGUAGGUCGGAUGAAGCAGCUGAUCCAGUCCUGCCUCUUUGCCCAAUUACGUACAAGGACAAAGGAUGAUCGGACGCCAUACUUGUGAUCAAGAAAUACAAAAAAAGGACAAGGAUACGUGUAUGUCUACCUAUUAACUUAUUGGAAAGUGCUUGAAAACGAGGACGUGUGUGUACUGUAUGUGUGUGUGUGUGGUCAUUUACGUUGCGUAGUAGUGUUUGUCCAGAGACGUUCAGGGGUAAGCAACAUCAUUCCGAUCUCCUUAACUAGAAUUAAUAUCCAUCUCAGGUAAGCACCGCAUUCCAACUAUAAAGCAUUUUCAUAUAUCUAUCUAUUUUUAUUCUAUUCUAUGUACAGGAUUCGAGGUCAAAUUUUGCAACAGGCUUUUAUUACAGGUUUAUACACAAGUCCAUAAGUGCAUAAUAAAAGAUGUAUUCUAUUUUUUUUUUUAUUGUUUGUAUAUAAGCAUUUUUAUUCUGUAAUGUUUCAGUAUUGUUGUAUUCAUUUUUUUACGCAAACAAUAAAUGUACAAUCAAGAACGUAGACUGUUUUUUUCUCACCAUAAAAAAAAAAAUCAAGGAUGAAAGAAACUUUGUUUGAUCGUAUGUAUAAAUCUUUUAUUUAUUUUAUUCCAAAGCAUGAACAUAAAAAAGGAAUACUUGAUAAGGCAGUUGUACACCAGUUUGGUUUGUAGAGUGUGUUCGCAGAGAGACAGGUCUGAGUGAAAGCAGCCUUGAGAACGAUCG